Aureobasidium uvarum is the source of this 3984-nucleotide messenger RNA. The record is from the annotation of a GenBank genome assembly. NCBI's taxonomy places the organism in Eukaryota, Fungi, Ascomycota, Dothideomycetes, Dothideales, Saccotheciaceae.
AUGAAGCCCUUCAUUGAGGAACCUGCCAUCAACGACGAUGUUCAGCCAAAGAAGCGGAGUCUACCAUGGGUGGCAAUCAUCCUCUUCAUCCUUGCAGUUACCGCCUUUGUAAUACAGGCUAUUGUCAGACUUCAAUCACCAACAAUCCUGCUAGCCAUUGCCGCUGUUCACCUUAUACUGGUUAGACCGCGGACCGCCUCGAUAUUUCUGCUCGUGCUCUACACGACUCUGUUUGUCCUGCAAGUGUCGCUGCUCGCUGAUCGAUGGACUUUCCAUGAGUUCAAUCUGGUUGUUGCGCUUUAUGUUAGCAACAUCUGUAUCUCACUUAUCAGCAUAGCCGUUGUUGUCAAUUUGCCACUUCGAGAUGCUUCUCUAUUGCGCGAUGGUAUCAGCCAGCCAUUCACUACGCCAACGUCAAGUUUGAGAUCUCCUGAAGACGACUUGACCCUCUGGCAAUGGAUGACUGUAUCAUGGAUGUCUUCGCUCAUGUCCAUCGGCAAGACCAGACAACUAAACGAGGACGAUGUCUGGUUUCUUGGUUACGAGUUCCAGCAUCGCCAUCUACAUGAUGCUUUCCGCGAACUCCAUGGGACCGUUGUCAGACGCUUGCUUCGCGCAAACUGGCAUGACUUGGCCAUACUCACGGCAUUAGCAAUCCUGGAACUGGCGGCCAACUACUCUGCACCAAUACUAUUGCAGCAGCUCCUCAAGGCCAUGGGCAACUUGAGAUACGAGACACAGCCGGCAAUCACGUUUGCACUGCUCAUUCUCGUCGUUAGGCUGGUCGCUGCGCAGAGUUCAGUGUUCAGUUUAUGGUUUGGUAGACGUGCCUACGAACGGUCCAGGGGAGAAAUGAUUACAAUGCUGUUCGAAAAGACGCUCAACAGAAAGAUUGUCGCGACCGUAAGAGACGAUGAGCCAAAGGAGAACGGCGAAGAGGGGAACGCGGAGAACAAUCUUGACAAUUCACCUAACGGAAUUGGGGCAAGUGAGACGCAAGGACUCUUGAAUGGCCACGACAGCAAGUCAGAGGAGAAACGGUCGUUCUUGUCCAAAGUCCUCAAGCCUUUCAGACGUAGCAAGAAAGCGAGGCCUAUGACGGAAGACAACGCUCCUGCCUCAAUGGGCAAGAUCCUCAACUUGAUGCGUGGUGAUGUAUAUGAGGUAAGUCAGAGAUUCGUCAACAUUCUGGGUAGUGGACUGCUACCAGUCGCCGCAUUCUAUGGAUUCACAGCUCUGGCCGGUCAUGAAUUGCGCAUUGACAUUGCUUUCCCAGCUCUGCAAUUGUUCAACAUGUUGCAAAGCGAUCUGAAGGAGAUCCCAGAUCUGAUUACGGUUCUCCUCAAUGCAUCGGUCGCCGUUGGCCGUAUUGAGGCCUUCAUGCAGGAACCGAACAAGACUGCGGACGACAGUUCGGCCUCCAUAUCUGACGGCGUUGUCGAGCUCAAGAAUGCUACAUUUGCAUGGCCAGGUCUUUCGAAAGAAGUUCUCCGCGAUCUUACAAUCUCAUUCCCACCAGGCCUCAACGUUGUUUUCGGUCAGGUCGCAGCUGGAAAGAGCGCACUGCUGCAGGCAUUGCUUGGAGAGCUGGAUCUACACCAUGGUGAGCUGAUCAAACCAGAUGCUCCUAUCGGCUACUGUGCUCAAACUCCAUGGCUUCAAAGUAUGAGCAUUCGUGACAACAUCUUGUUCUCAGCUCCUUACGACGACACAAGGUACAAGCAGACUCUCGAAGUAUGUGCUCUUACUGCAGAUCUCGCCAACUUUAAGCAUGGAGAUCUGUCAAAUAUUGGAGAGAAUGGUAUUGGUUUGUCUGGCGGGCAAAAGGCUAGAGUUGCUCUGGCUCGCGCAGUCUACAGCCGAGCUAAAAUCCUUCUACUCGAUGACCCGUUGAGUGCACUUGACCAGCAGACUGCGGAACAAAUCGUCGCCAAGUGUUUCGGAGGGGAGCUGGUUCGGGGCCGCACGGUCGUGUUGGUCACUCAUCGAACGGAUCUGUGCAAGGGCAUGGCCGAACAGCUCAUCGAGAUCACAGACGGCACUGCAGAGACUUUAAAUGGCGAUUCGCUACACUUGAGCCCGACCAACUCUCGGACAGCUCAAGGUCUCUUGGAUGCCAAGAUGGUCAAGGUUGAUGAGGCACAAGAAUCUGCCGCAGUGCCUGACAAAUUUGAGGAAGAAGAACAUCGAGAGCAUGGUGGAGUCAAGGCAGGUGUAUACUGGCAAUACAUCAAAGCUGGGCGUUUGCGAUGGUGGUUCUUUGUCGUUCUUUCUGCUAUCAUCUUUCGAUUGCUCAUGGUAGCCGAGUCGUGGCUUCUCAAGGUAAUGUUGAUGGCUCCAUUGACCGGUAAUGAUAUACUGACAUCUUCGAACAGGNAAUGGGGUGAGGCUUAUGGAGAAACCGAGCAAGUCUACAGCUUGCAAGUCGUUCACGCCGCACCUCAUAUCACAUCUUCGAGCCCAGUCUCUCGCUUCUUCGCUCGCUUCCCUGAUCCGGGCGUCAAUGUUUAUCCUUGGUUGAUUGCGUUCUUUGUCUUGAUUAUUGCUGAGUGUCUUGGCUUUAUGAUUUCGCAGAUUUUUAUGCUUGUCAUUACAUACACUGCUGACAUCAUGACGAAGGUCAGCCACACUACGUUCCACUAUUACGACGUGGUACCGAUAGGGCGUCUGAUGAACAGACUCACAUCUGACGUGGCUACGGUCGAUGGAAACAUCUCGAGCCAGUUCUUGGUUGUCGCCUGGCAGGCGAUUGCAUGGGUGACAUCAAUAGCUGUGAUCGCAGGAGUCACACCACUGUUCCUUAUCUUCUCUUUCGCACUGACCCUAGUAUUCGUCUUCAUCUUCAUGCAGUUCCUACCUACCAGCCAAAGCUUGAGACGACUCGAGAUGGUAUCUCUGAGCCCGCUCAUGUCGAAUUUUGGCGCUUUGUUGAAUGGUCUAACAACUGUUCGAGCGUUCUGCGCUCAGUCCCAGUUCCAGGAUCGUGUGAUUGCUGUCACAGAUGCUUUCCAAGGAAUGGACCACUUCUAUUGGUUUGACAUCUUAUCGGCAUUCUCAACCUUCAUCAUGACUCUGCUGGCUAUCAACUCUGGAUUGUCACCAGGACUGACUGCAUUUGUUCUAGCAUCUGCCAGCAGGUUCGUGGUAGCAACUCAUGCUUUGUGCAAACAAUACGGCCAACUCCAAUUGAACUUUGUUUCAGUGGAGCGUGUGGUCGAGCUGCUGCACCUUGAGCAAGAAUCUGCUGGCGAGAUUGAGCCUCCCGCGUACUGGCCAUCAUACGACGACGACAUCGUCUUCGAGGACGUAACCAUAAGAUAUGCUCCACACCUUGACCCCGCGUUGUCGAACGUAUCCUUUACGCUGAAGGGAGGUUCCAACACAGCAGUCAUCGGCCGCACGGGCUCAGGAAAAAGCACACUCGCACUUUCGCUUCUCGCAACCAUGACACCAGAAUUGGGACGCAUUCUCAUCGGUGGUAUCGACAUUGCCAAAGUCAACAAGCAAGCGCUGCGCAACCGCAUCACUUUCCUCGCUCAAGAUCCUGUCUUGUUCCCUGGCUCGCUGCGUCAUAACCUCGACCCUACGAAUCAGCAUACAGAUGAGGAAUGCGAGACUGUCAUUGCCCGUGUCUGUGGCACCUACAGUUGGACUCUGGACACGCAAAUCGACACUGGCGGCAAGAACUUGUCCCAAGGCCAGCGACAACUAGUCGGAUUAGCGCGCGCAGUACUCCGAAGAAGUGCCAUUGUCAUCAUGGAUGAAGCUACUGCUAGUAUCGACAAGACCACUGCUUGGGAGAUUCAGAGGGUGUUGAGGGAGGAGAUGCAGCAGAGUACUGUGGUCACCAUUGCGCAUCGACCUUCUGCUGUCAGAGGCGCAAACUUUUGUCUCGCGUUGGGGAAUGGUAGGGUCAUUGAUCAAGGCACGCCUGAGGAGGUCGACGUGGCGAGUAGUACUGUGCCUGAUGCUAUUUGGAAAUAA